AUGCUUCUGCUCGUUUACGUGUAUAGAAAGUGCGUCGAGACGUUCAAAUCCAAUGUUCGGCAUCGAAAUGCUCAGGAGAUCCACAAUCUCUCCCUCAAAAUUUCGAAACGUCAAAAGCAAGUGACAAUUCAUGACAUUCUCAAAAACGAUAAUACGUCCACUACAGAAGAUGUUCCAGGUGCACUGUCUGCAAAAGCGCGGAAAGAAUAUCUGAAACGCAAGGAUAUACCAUUAGUUGUCAAAUCUUCGGCUUAUCUUCUCGGUCUUGAAAACAAAAUCAGCCUUAGGUAA
Oikopleura dioica is the source of this 291-nucleotide messenger RNA. NCBI's taxonomy places the organism in Eukaryota, Metazoa, Chordata, Appendicularia, Copelata, Oikopleuridae. The record is from the annotation of a GenBank genome assembly.